Spirometra erinaceieuropaei is the source of this 1059-nucleotide messenger RNA. NCBI's taxonomy places the organism in Eukaryota, Metazoa, Platyhelminthes, Cestoda, Diphyllobothriidea, Diphyllobothriidae. The record is from the annotation of a GenBank genome assembly.
AUGUACAAGGCCGUCAUCCUGCCGACGUUACUGUACGGAGCAGAGACAUGGACGGUGUACACGAGACAGGCACGCCGACUGAACCACUUCCACCUCAGUUGUCUCCGUCGCAUCCUGAAGCUGAACUGGCAGGAUCGAAUCCCCGACACGGAAGUACUGGAGCGAACGGGAAUGCUCAGCAUCUACGCCAUGUUGAGACAAAUGCAGCUGCGCUGGAGCGGCCACCUGGUGCGCAUGGACGACGAGCGACUACCCAAACGACUCUUCUACGGAGACGUCGCGACGGGUUCUCGUCGUCAAGAAGGCCAAAUUCGCCGUUACAAAGAUACUCUGAAGUCCUCCCUGAAGCGCCUGCAAAUCAACCCGACCAACUGGGAAGAUCUCACCCGCGAUCGUCCGACAUGGAGGAGAACAGUGAAGACGGGCGCUGCUAUCUAUGAAGCCAACCGAAUCGCCAUCGCCAAAGCGAAACGCGAAGCCCGCAAAUCACAACUUCGCUCAAUACCCAACGCCGCCGCACAACCGCUCCCUACGUGUCCUCGAUGUCAACGGAAAUUCCGGGCACGAGUCGGACUUGUUGGACAUCUUCGGAUCAACUGCACCUCUCGAACUGCUCCAGCCCUCGUCCCCCCGCCCGCCCCUUCCUCGUCCUCUCUACCACCAACUAACUCUCAUAACUCUUCUGAACCACCACUUCCAUCCUCCUCCUCCUCCUCGUCGUCCUCCUCCUCCUCCCUCUCCACUGCCCCAGCGGCGGCCGUUCAGACUGCCGUCUCUCGCAUCACCAACCCCAACACAACAACCGCCACCACCCGCACCUCUCCCGAUCCCAGUGAUGAGGAUCAGGACUGCACCUGCCCUCACUGCGACCGCACCUUAACCUCUCGCAUCGGCCUGGUCGGUCACUUACAAAUCCAUCGCACAAAGACUGGCGAACCAGUGCCUGGAGCACCAACCUACACUCACCGCACUCUCCUCUACUGCCCACACUGCACUCGCACCUUCACGCAUCGCAUGGGUCUAUUCGGCCACAUGCGCAUCCACGACGACCUGCGGUAG